AGCUCAACGGCCAUGAGUGAGUACUUUGGCACUGGCCAUGAUAAUUACAAGUUGAUAGUAAGCCUUCCAUAAUGGCUUCAAGUGAUCCAGAAGAUAUUUUGAGUUCGCGGAAAAGGAAACGAAGAGUUCCGGAAAAUGGUCCUUAUGUUCUACGCAGCCUGAUGGAGGACGUGCCAUUGUCUGCAGAUGGAGAUAGAACGGAUAUUGAGAUUAAUUGUGUGGAAUUUCUAGGUAAGUUGCUGCUCUUUCUAUUAGAAACCGUCUGAUUAUAUUGCUAAUGUGUAUCCGCAGAUCAGAACCUAUACAUUGGAACUUCGGCCUCUGAAAUCCUUCAUUUCGUACAGAUUCCCCCGGAUCCUGCCGACAUCUCAGGAAAGCCCUCUUAUAUCUUAGCCUCGAGACUACCUCCUGCCUACCAUGAGCCAUCUAGACAAGAUAGACCUGGUGUUCAACAGAUUCUGCUGCUUCCUAAAGUCAAUAAAGCUUGUAUAUUGUGCAACUGGACAGUUACCUUCUAUUCCUUGCCAGAAUUAAGCCCAGUCUUCGGGACAACACAGAUUCGACCUUGCAACUGGAUUGGUGGCAUAGAUUUGAAUACAGAUGUUAUAAACCCUGACCAAGAUGGCAGAGGCGUUACAGUGCUUGUCUCGUUAAACAAGAAGAUGAGAGUUGUGAGAAUUGGGGAAGAUCCUCGACCUGUGAGAGUACGUUCAGUCGAGGCCGUGCAUAAGUGCUGGACUGAUGUACCAAUAGAAAAUAGAUUUUGCAGGAAGCACUAUAUCCAUCCGCCGUGACUCUUAUGCUUGUGUCGCAGAUUCCAGGUCGUACGCUUUACUUGAUGUCGAUCGUCAGUUGAAGAUACCCCUCUUUCCUAUAUCGUCCUCAGAUGAUUCCGAAUCGGGUAAUGUGGGUGGGCAGGUCGAGGAUAUAUCUGGUAAUAGUGGUGGUGGACUUUCACGAAACACAUCAUUGACUCAUCCGGGCUCAUCCGAUGACCGAACUCACGGAAGAGGUACAGGUCUUGGUGCUCCCAAGACCGGUGCGCGGCGAGACAGUCUACGAGCUGCAAGCGGAGAUCGUUCUGGACGAGUUACCCCUGAUCCCUUGUUUCAAGAGGCUUCACCUUUAGCUACGGCCGGUCCGUCGGACGCUACGCAAGGCGAACCUAGCCCUGAGAAGCCCUUACCACCUGCACCAGCUGAACCCUCAGUGACUGGCGCUCAAGCCCUUACAUCUUCUACCGCGCCUAUAUACUUGAAGCCUCAUAUAGUUUCACCUUCCCCGCAAGAGUUUCUUCUAGUCACAGGCACAGGUGUACGUGAUCAUGGAGUUGGCAUGUUCGUAAAUCUAGAAGGUGACGUCACUAGAUCAACAUUAGACUUUGCAAGAUAUCCUGACGAGAUUGUUGUGGAUGGUCGUGGUGUGGAUGUCGAACCUGUCCCUAAUACAAUAGAAGAGGAGGAAGAAGGAUAUGUGCUUGCUUCCAUGGCAUGUGAAGACGGCGAUGUGCUACGACACGGGAUUGAAAUUCAACGCUGGGACUUGGAUCCUGGGGAGGAUGCUAUACAGAAGUUUUGGUUGGAAGUGCCACCAUCUGAUGCAGCGAGUGACGAUGAAGCAGAACAUAGGAUUGGAUUAAGAACAGUUAUUCAGCCGGGGGAUAUUUAUUUUGACGAUGUGGUCGACAAACUUCGGCUAAAGCGUUUUCAACCUUUCGCACUGAAAUCUUUGAACACAUCCACUCUAUCUUUAAAGAGCACAGAUUCUCCAACCGCAAUUUCACUACAGAGAGUUACGGGCGAGAGGGAACUUUUUGAAGAAUCGCUCUCGCCAGGCUGGGAAGCCCGUCGCAACGAAGAGGAGCAACAAUUUGCUCAGAGACUGGGGAAAUCACGAGCACGCGUCGUUACUUGGUCCGGAAAAAAUGUAUGGUGGGCAAUUCGAAAUCCACUUGCCCUACGUCUUGAUGCGGAACUUGGCAUGGAGACUGGAGAUGAAGGAAUGCCUUACCUCAACAGAAGAAAAGCUAUUGAAAUGAUGAGUUCUUUACGUGGUCAAGAAGCCAAGACCGAGACCGAAUUUGUUAGCUUAGGCUAUAUCCGACAGAAGAUCGGAUUCCUUAUUCUAAUAAGCCUAUUGACGGCUCCGAUGGAUGAAGCUACGGAGACCGAAUACGGAGCUGCCGAAGAGGCUCUUUUAGAGGGUAGCCUUGACCCUAGGGUUGUUCUUGCUAUUGUUCCCAUUCUACGAAACGAGAUAAUUGAAGGGAAGACAGGUAUCUGGGUUCACGGUGGCUUAAAGGAGGCUGCAGACAAUUUCAUAACAAACACAAAUGGAGUUUGGGAUAGCCAAAGUUCAAAGAAACAUAGCAUAAUGCCUGAACAAAUCCUUCGCUUUUUGAGAAGAUUCUUGCUCUCGUGGCGCAGAAGGAAAGGAUUUGGCAGCAUUUCGAAUGAAACUGAGGUUUUUAAAAGUGUUGAUGCUGCCCUCCUGAUUGUAUUACUACAAAUGGAUACAUCAUCUCCUCGUGGACCAGCUAGAGCUAAAUCAAUCCGAGCAGAACUGAACAACCUGGUGGAUCAUGGUGUGGAUUGCUUUGAGCGAGCAAUAUCCCUGCUUCAAUUCUAUAACCGUUUAUAUGUUCUCAGUCGUUUGUAUCAGAGUAGAAAGAUGAUUGAAGAAGUGUUAAGCACAUGGAAGAGGAUCAUCGAGGGAGAGGAAGAUGAAGGGGGAGAGCUCCUCGAUGGGGAAAAUGAAGUACGAAAGUAUUUAAUCAAUGUUCGAAAUCCGAAUCUUGUGCGAGAAUAUGGUGUUUGGCUGGCAUCUAGAAAUCCCAAACUCGGUGUUCAAGUCUUCGCCGAUGGGCAAAGUCGAGUUAGGUUUGAACCAACACAAGCUCUCAAAAUAUUACGCGAGGGGGCGCCUGGUGCAGUUAAGGAUUUCCUCGAGUAUUUGGUAUUUUCAAAGCAUCAUUCAGAGUAUAUUAACGAACUUAUUGCAUAUUAUCUCGACAUAGUCACCACCAAACUGGAAGAGUCUCCCGAAGCUCGAGCGAUCCUCAUCCAAACCUAUGAGUCCUACCGAGCCCUCCGCCCACCCAAACCCACCUACCGUCAAUUCAUCACCGAAAACCCCCUCAACGAAGAAUGGUGGCACAGUCGUCUCCGUCUCCUCCAACUCCUAGGCGGAAGCCAAGGUUCCGCCUCCCAAUACGACGUCGCCGCCAUCCUCGCCCGCAUCGCACCAUACACGCAAGAACUCGUCCCCGAGAUCAUCAUCCUCGACGGCCGGCAAUCGCACCACGAAGAAGCGCUCCGUCUUUUGACCCACGGCCUCGGCGACUACGAUACAGCUAUAAACUACUGUCUCCUCGGCGGCUCCAGCAUCUACCAUCCCAUCUCCGGCACGCUCUCCCCCGCAACCCUUCCCACGCGUUCCGAACAAGCAGCGCUCUUCCACUCCCUCCUCGCGGAAUUCUUAAAAAUAGAUGAUCUCAGUAACCGCGUCGAUCAAACUAGUUCCCUACUCGAGCGUUUUGGCGGCUGGUUCGAUGUGGGUGAUGUGUUGGGUAUGAUACCCGAUACGUGGAGUGUGGAGCUGGUGAGCGGGUUUCUGGUUAGUGCGCUGAGGCGCAUUGUGAGGGAGAGGAGUGAGACGAUGGUUAUUAAGGCGUUGAGUGGUGCGGAUAAUUUAAAGACGAGUGUGGUGCUGAUUGAUAGGGUGAGGGAGAUGGGUCCGAAAAUUGUGAUGGAGUCGGAAGUGGAAGGAGGGGUGUAGCAUGGGGGGGGGAUAAUUAUAUAUGGGCAUUUGGUUUCGUAGGUGCUUGUUGCAGAUGAAGGAUAUCAUGAAAAAGUUAUCAUUAGUUCGUAGUUAGGAAUCAAAUGCUACUGA
This is a messenger RNA of Sclerotinia trifoliorum, 3891 nucleotides long. The record is from the annotation of a GenBank genome assembly. NCBI's taxonomy places the organism in Eukaryota, Fungi, Ascomycota, Leotiomycetes, Helotiales, Sclerotiniaceae.